Cuscuta epithymum is the source of this 1310-nucleotide messenger RNA. The record is from the annotation of a GenBank genome assembly. Lineage: Eukaryota; Viridiplantae; Streptophyta; Magnoliopsida; Solanales; Convolvulaceae.
AGUGUAUAUAUCUACUUGUAUAUACUAACACUCUUCUCAUUUCAAAAUUCUUGCAAUUUUCUCACAGAUGAGUAGCAUUUCAGCGUAAUCUCGCUGCAGAACUGGAAUUUUCGGCAACUGAAUCCCCUGUUUGUACUGUAAUCUCACCCUGAGAGAAGACGCAUUUCGUCUCCCUGCUCUCUAGCGCCGUUUAUGUGUUCACACUACCUUUAUCGAGCAAUUUUUACGGAGCUCAAAGAGUUACUUAGUUGAUCCCUAUUGAUAACUUGGAUUCGUCACCAUUGUGAACAAGCCCGUUGUUCGUUGGAUAAGAGUACAUAUUGCGUUAACGAAAUCAUGGGGACUGGAAUAUGUUCUACUCGGGUAUUAUUACCUUUUUGUGAGGAGAGUGGUGAUGAAGAACUGUCUGUUCUUCCAAGGCACACAAAAGUCAUUGUGACAGGAAACAAUAGAACAAAGAGUGUUCUGCUGGGACUGCAGGGUGUUGUCAAGAAGGCUGUUGGACUAGGCGGUUGGCAUUGGCUGGUUCUGAAGAAUGGUGUUGAAGUGAAGCUCCAAAGGAAUGCUCUGAGUGUGCUUGAGGCUCCCACUGGAGAUGAAGAAGAUGAUGAUUAUGACUUUAAUGACUCUAGCAGUGGUUCUGAAGUUGGUGAAAAAGACAAUCAUCACUUUUCAACUGGUGGUGUUGAGUUUAGAAAGGUUAGCCACCCAAGGGUUCGUUACACUCGGCCAUGGGUUCCGCCUACAUCUGCAAAAUCAAUCAGCCGUUGUAGCAACAAAGGUGUCGAAACUAAAUAUUGUCGUGUGUAUCAACAGAGAGUGAACUUCGCAAAAGUAGGAACCAGCUCAUUGUGGAGAUAUUGGCGAAACUACAACCUCCAAACUGUAAAUACUCCCAACCCCACCAAGGCUCAACUGGUCAGCGCGGUCCAGCGACAUUUUGCUUCACAGCGAGUUGACGAGGUGCAAGUGGUGGUGGAGUUCAUCCGCGCUGCAAAAAGACUGAGAUCAGCUCACCUGCGCUGAGAUUGAUUGAUUGGUUUAAGACUCGUGUGAUUGGAUUCUAUAACAAAUUUAUGUAAGCAUGUAUAUAUAAUGUAAAUACGUCUAAACACUAACUUAGUUUUCUGUUGCUAAUCUUAAACCUGGUAAGCACUAAUUGAGAUGGAGUGGCUGUGCAGUGGGAGCUUCUUUACCACCUCACUCCCAUAGUCCCAUAUCCUCUCUUGGACACUAACCUUGUAUUAAUAUCUUCUGCAUUUGACUCAGCUUGUCUUAUGUAGUAUAUAUAACCCUUCUAUGUCUUCUAA